Xiphias gladius (swordfish) is the source of this 820-nucleotide messenger RNA. Its product is annotated as methyltransferase-like 26 B. The coding region runs from base 143 to 760 and encodes 205 amino acids. NCBI's taxonomy places the organism in Eukaryota, Metazoa, Chordata, Actinopteri, Istiophoriformes, Xiphiidae. The record is from RefSeq and is a predicted model, not a curated record. The transcript is spliced from 7 exons.
GACACUGGGGAGGAGCACAGAGGGAAUCCUCUUAACCAGGUAAUCUCUGCAACCAUCUGCUGUUACAGUCAUCCACCACAUCCAGCCUCCACCAAUAUGUCAUUUCCCAGCCAGUUUGUGUCAACCAGCACAAGCGAAGACCAUGUUGCUGUCCCCUCAGGCAGAGAGGAACUGGGAGGGUCUGUGUUCAGUGCUUGAAGAUGUGUUGGAGGACCAGUCCCACAGGCAGCUGUUUGCCUUAGAGCUGGGCUCCGGAACCGGGCAGCAUGUUAUACGCUUUGCCCAGAAGAUGCCCUUUGUCACCUGGCAGCCAUCAGACAUCAAAGAGGAGUCCCGGGACAGUAUCAAAGCAUACAUUGCUGCAACCCAUGCAAAGACGGUACUGCAACCUGUCCACCUGGAUGCCGGCGAACCGUGGGAGAAAUGGGCAGGCCUUCCUCGCAACUCCUGUGAUGUUAUUAUUGCCAUUAACUUACUGCAGUACAGCUCCUUCAGAACAGCACAGGGUGUUUUCAAUGGAGCAGGUCAGAUACUCAGACAAAAUGGCCUGUUGAUAACAUAUGGGGUGUACGCUAUUAAUGGCACCAUUACACCAAGUUGUAAUGAACACCUAGAUGCAGAGCUUCGAAAACUGAAUCCAGACUGGGGCCUUCCAGACAUCGACCUACUGAGACAGCUGGCCUAUGGGAAUGGGAUGCGUAUGGAGAGGAUGAUUGAGAUGGAAGAAUACUACAAAUGCCUCAUCUUCAGAAAACUUUAGAAAGGCCAAACUGAAUAAAGGAGAUUUAAAAACAUUCUUAUUUAUACACUGUAAUGCCCA